This is a messenger RNA of Sclerotinia sclerotiorum 1980 UF-70, 1419 nucleotides long. RefSeq lists its product as hypothetical. The transcript has a single exon. Lineage: Eukaryota; Fungi; Ascomycota; Leotiomycetes; Helotiales; Sclerotiniaceae. Gene Ontology annotation, molecular function: histone deacetylase activity. The record is from RefSeq and is a predicted model, not a curated record. Bases 1 to 1419 code for a protein of 472 amino acids.
AUGGACGCUAUUGUUCAGGAAUGGGGCGUUCCACUACGAGAACCAGAUGACUGUGAUAACCUCAAAUACCUUACGGAAGUCAAAAAGGAAAUUAUAAAGAAUGGGAUCGUUAGGCCGACGGGAUAUAAUGUUUCGUUUCACAUAAAUCCUAUGGUCGAGAAACAUCAUUUCGGCAGAAGUCAUCCCAUGAAACCGUGGCGUUUGACUCUAGCAAAAGGAUUGAUUAUGGCAUACGGUAUGCACGUUGCUAUGGAUACUUAUGUUUCACGAAAAGCAACCCAGGCGGAACUAGAGGAUUUUCAUACUCACGAAUAUCUCGAAUACAUAAAGACUGCUAAGGUAGGUCUACCGGACGAUGAUGAGAAUAAACCAUACAACCUUGGUAGUUAUGACUGUCCUGUUUUUGAUGGGCUCUUCAAUUACUGCUCUAUGUACUCGGGUGCAUCGAUUGAUGCUGCUCGGAGCCUGUGCGACGGGACAUCAGAUAUUGCCAUAAACUGGUCUGGAGGUUUACAUCAUGCCAAAAAGGCCGAAGCUUCAGGAUUCUGUUAUGUGAACGACAUUGUUCUUGCCAUACUCCAACUUUUAAGAAAAGUUCCGAGGGUUUUGUAUAUCGAUAUAGAUGUUCACCAUGGGGAUGGUGUAGAAGAAGCCUUUUGGUCAACAGGUCGAGUCAUGACAGUUUCAUUUCACAAAUAUGACCCACAAAAUUUCUUCCCUGGAUCUGGCGGUUUAGAUGAUACCGGCCCCAAAAAUGAAAACAACCAAGGCGCUCACCACGCCGUUAACGUCCCAUUGAAUGAUGGCAUCGAUGACGACCAGUAUUUAAGGGUAUUCAAACAAGUCAUCUCGAAAUGUACCGAAAAGUUCCGCCCAAGUGCCAUAGUCCUUCAAUGUGGAGCCGAUUCACUCGCAGGGGAUCGCAUCGGGACAUUCAACAUUCUUGUCCAGGGCCACGGCGCUUGUGUUGAGUAUGUCAAGAGUUUAGGUAUACCUCUUAUGCUUGUAGGUGGAGGCGGUUACACACCCCGGAAUGUUGCGCGUGCUUGGACAAAUGAAACCAGUAUUGCCAUAGGUGCAAAGUUACAUGAGGAAAUCCCAUUGCACACCCCUUACCGCAAUCAUUUCCGAGAUCAAUCCCUAUAUCCAGACCUGACCGAGUUGCUAAGUGCCAAGGGUCAAACCCAAAGCCGAAGGAAUCACAAUUCAGAGAAGAAGAUUAAUGAAAUUGUGUCGAGCAUUCACGAACAGCUGCGUUUUGUUGAACACGCACCGAGCGUACAAAGUCAGCGAAUCCCACCCGAUUUGGGAGCAUGGAAACAAGAUGUUGAGGACGAGAUUCGCGAGAGAAAGGAGCAAGAAGAGUCAUAUAGGCUGCAGAGGGAAGAGGGUUUGGGAAUCCCAAGAGAGUAUGCUUAG